Molecule: messenger RNA, 1476 nt
Organism: Salvia miltiorrhiza (redroot sage)
Lineage: Eukaryota; Viridiplantae; Streptophyta; Magnoliopsida; Lamiales; Lamiaceae
Exons: 1
Coding region: 53-1438 (461 amino acids)
Molecular function (GO): protein binding
Source: RefSeq, a predicted model, not a curated record
GAUGGUCGAUUUUGUAUUUCUUAGUUAAAGCUUGCCGUUGUUGUGUGUUGAAAUGGAAAAGAGAAAGAGGAAAUGUAUCGAAACCCGAUUGCCGGAAGCUAUAAUACACAUAAUACAGUCUUUUUUGAGUGAUGAAGAAGCUGCUCGAACCACUGUUAUUUCCAAAUCAUGGUAUAAAGCCUGGCUUACUCGUCCCGCCCUCGUGCUCGUGCUCAGAAAUCUCCGUCGGAAAUCAUCGGCGGCCGAGUUCUCGAAAUUUGCAGCGAAGACCAUGCGAAGGUAUCAAGACUCCAACUUGAAGAUCGAGAGUUUGAGUCUAAAAAUGCGAGGAUGUAGAAGGAGCUCUGAACCUCUUGCCCGCAAAUUGAUCGCGGAUGCCAUGAAACUGGGAGCUACUGAUCUCAAACUCGAAUUCUUCCCUACUGGAUUCGCGCUGCCGGCGGAGGUGCUCGGAUCUGAAACCCUCCUCCGAUUAUCUGUAAGUGGGUGCAAAAUUGAUGGAAACGUCAACUGCUCGAUGCUCAAAUCACUCAGCUUGGACAGCGUGCUUUUGAAAAGAGAGGAUAUGCUUAGAAUCUUAACUUCCUGCUGCAAUUCCAUCGAGGAACUGUCGCUUUCAAAUUCUCCCAUUGUUAAUUACAUAAUUGAAUUGAGAUGGCAGAAUCUACACGAGUUUCAUAAACUUAAGCGAUUGUAUCUUGAGAGGGUGCCUGUUGGUAACUCCCUCACCUACUUGGAAUCUCAAUGCCCUUGCUUGGAGGAUCUGAGCCUUGUUCACUGCUACAACACUGGGAUACAUGUCAAGAGCUCUUCACUCCAACGCAUAAGCAUUGUGCAGUGCGCUGCAUCGGGACUCCAGUUUGAAGUUCCAAAUCUUGCUGUAUUUAGCUAUUCAGGAAGGGACAUACCGGCCAUUUCUAUCAAAGCAAGGGACGAAUGGGAGUCUCAUAUAUCGAUUGAGCGCCAUCACAAUGAGACCUCCUCAUGGUACCGAGAUUUGCACAAGCGGUUGACUCAGCUGAGUCUAUCAAGAAUCAAUCUCACUAUAAAAAUAGUGGGGUCACGGCCUUGUACAAAUAGAUGCCUGAAUGAUAUUCGUGCGGUAGCCAAUCCAGUAGCAGUGGAGAAUAUGAGGGUUGAGACAGAAUACGAUGUAGGUCGUAUUAUGCGUUGUCUAUUUCGUAUGUGUCGCCCAAAGUUGGUAACUCUUUGCUGGCUUGAUUGUGAUUGUGAAUGUUGGAUGUCAAACAAUCACUCCCUUAGAACUCUCUGUGAGAAACUGAUGGGUCCAACAAAGCGUCGGAAAAUGUUUGAGCUCAAGGAAGGGAAAAUGGAAGUAUACGAGGAGGAUGUAGCAGAAUGGCGGCCUCUUCUACUGCAAGAUGCAACAAGAGCUCCACCAAUGGGACGUAAAGUUCGUUUCCACUUGAAGUGGUGAUCACUGAUCGUAAACGAGUUCCUAUGUGCUUUGAACUA